AAUCGAUAGUGCGCGUGAAAGAAUAUUUUCUGCAAACUACACAACGAUGCCGUCGUUAGUGAACGAAAGUCCGGCGCCAGAGAAGAACAUCAGACGGUUUGUGGGCAGACGAUCCAAGGCUCAGGGUGAGCGGGGAUCGUCGUCUGUUGUUCCGCGCAUACCAAAAACACCAAAGGCACCACUACUGAACCAGAUACCGCAAGAGAUUUUGGAUAAUGAAGAGUUAAAUGCUGCUAUUGCUCUGCUUCCGUCGAACUAUGACUUUGAGAUUCACAAGUGCGUUUGGAACAUCAAGCGCUACAACUACAAACGGGUGGCGCUGCAGAUGCCUGAAGGACUCUUGAUCUUUGCAUGCGUUGUGUCUGACAUUUUGGAACGAUUCUGCGAUGUGGAAGUUGUUAUCAUGGGCGAUGUAACGUACGGUGCUUGCUGUAUUGAUGAUUAUACUGCGCGUGCUCUAGGCUGUGACCUGCUGAUACAUUAUGCGCAUUCGUGCCUUAUCCCAGUUGAUGUCACACAAAUGCGAGUUCUCUACGUUUUUGUUUCGAUAACUGUCGAUGAACGUCAUCUUAUUGCAACCCUCAAAGAGAACUUCCCCGCACAGUCGCGGAUAGCUCUGGUGGGCACAAUUCAGUUCAACGGCGCUCUUCAUGCUGCUCGAUCCGCUCUGGAGCGUGACAACGACACAAGUAUUUAUAUCGAAGUUCCCCAGAUCUCGCCACUCUCGAGGGGUGAGCUUUUGGGCUGCACAGCUCCACGGAUAGAUGGGAAAUCGGUCAAUGCGAUAGUGUAUGUGGGUGAUGGCCGGUUUCAUUUGGAAGCUGCGAUGAUCCAGAAUCCUGGACUCGCGGCGUACAGAUAUGAUCCGUACUCCAGAAAGUUCACGAAAGAAAAAUACGAGCACGAAGAAAUGCUGAACGUUCGGCAAGACGCCAUUUCUGUGGCUCGAGGGGCAAAAAGAGUAGCCAUCGUACUUGGUACUCUCGGACGCCAAGGCAACUACAAUACGUUUGAAAAGAUCAAGCGAGACUUGCUGGACCGAAAUGUCGAAUAUACACUCAUCUUGCUUUCCGAGAUAUUUCCGCAAAAACUGGCAGAGUUUGAGCACAUUGAUGCCUUUGUCCAGGUCGCAUGUCCUCGCUUGUCCAUCGACUGGGGUUAUGCCUUUGCGAAACCUCUGCUGACUCCCUAUGAGGCUUCAAUUGCUUUUGGCGAUGAGAAAUUAUGGAGUAGCCUCGUCGACACCAUAAAUGGAGAGGGUGAAGGUUAUCGCAUGAAUUAUUAUGCAAAGGAUGGCUUAGGUAGAACGAGGGCUAUCCCCUGAAGGGAUAGAGAGCAGAAAAGUAAUCGUCAUUAGUUAUGAGAAAUUAAUUAAAUAUG
This is a messenger RNA of Myxozyma melibiosi, 1380 nucleotides long. Its product is annotated as Dph1 protein. Bases 47 to 1324 code for a protein of 425 amino acids. Gene Ontology annotation, biological process: protein histidyl modification to diphthamide. The transcript has 2 exons. The record is from RefSeq and is a predicted model, not a curated record. Gene Ontology annotation, molecular function: 2-(3-amino-3-carboxypropyl)histidine synthase activity. Lineage: Eukaryota; Fungi; Ascomycota; Lipomycetes; Lipomycetales; Lipomycetaceae.